This is a messenger RNA of Cavia porcellus (domestic guinea pig), 1804 nucleotides long. RefSeq names its product ADP-ribosyl cyclase/cyclic ADP-ribose hydrolase 1-like. The record is from RefSeq and is a predicted model, not a curated record. The transcript has 8 exons. NCBI's taxonomy places the organism in Eukaryota, Metazoa, Chordata, Mammalia, Rodentia, Caviidae. Gene Ontology annotation, cellular component: plasma membrane. Gene Ontology annotation, biological process: positive regulation of B cell proliferation. Gene Ontology annotation, molecular function: phosphorus-oxygen lyase activity; NAD+ nucleosidase activity. The coding region runs from base 120 to 947 and encodes 275 amino acids.
AAAGGGGGAGGUUCAAGGUGAGAGAGGACUGCGCUCUCCUCUCUUCCUGCCCAGCCUCCAGCUGCCUUGGCCUCCCUUGUCUUAGCCUGGCCAGCCACAAAGCCUUCUGCCUUAGGCUCAUGGCUGUCUGUGGGAUCCCUACGAAAUGCUGUGCUGUGCUCUGCCUCCUGGUCUUGAUCGCCAUCCCAGUGAUUGUGGUUGUAACUUUGAAGUGGGCACGGAAUCCUGAGGCGUGGAAUGGCCCUGGCAGCACCCGAGACUUUUUCAACAUUGUCCUGCACCGGUGUAUCCUGCACAAGUGGACUUUAGAACUGCUGUACCACAGACGUGAAACCUGCCUCAAAAUACGGGAUGCAUUCAAAAAUGCUUUUAUAUCAAAGAAUCCCUGCAGUGUUACAAAAGAAGACUAUGAACCAUUAGUUCGCUUGGUCAAACAAACAGUGCCCUGCAACAAAAGCCUGUUCUGGAGCAAGGCGAAGGAGCUGGCGCAUUGCUUUGCCAAGGUGCGUGGGAUGUUUAUGCUGGAGGACACACUGCUGGGCCACAUGGCCGACGACCUCAACUGGUGUGGAAACAGCAGCUCUGCUGAAUUGAACUAUGAAAAUUGCCCACGCUGGAGUGAUUGCAAAGAUACAGCUGUCUCAGCGUUCUGGAAGGCGAUUUCCCAAAACUUUGCAGAGUCUGCCUGUGGUGAGGUCCACGUGGUGCUCAACGGGUCCUUAAAUGAACCAUUCAGUAAAAAAAGCAUUUUUGGAAGUGUGGAAGUUGUUCAUUUGGAUGCCAAGAAAGUCCUUGAGUUACAUGCCUUGGUGAUUCAUCAACCAUCAAAAUACAGGGAGUUAUGCUCAAGUUCCUCCCUCCAACAACUGAAGUCAAUUGUGGAGGCACGGAAAAUUAAAUUUCUCUGCAGGGAUAUUACAGACCUGACAUGUUCAUUACAUGCAUGAAAAAUCGUAAUUAUCUGUCUGGUGGUACGGAAGACUCAGCAACAGCCCAGGGAGAACUGCUGGCCUGGGGGAGCCCUCAGGCAGAAAGGUCAACACCAGAGACUGAAGCUCUACCCCUCAUCGUACUGAGAUAACUUAUGUUGUCAGCAUAGCUUUUUCUUGUGUUCUGCUACUAUUCAACAAAAAAAAAUUGUACAAAAUAUGUUGGUAUUUUUAAACUUUCAUGUUUUGCUUUUAUGUGCUUUAUAUGUAGGUAACUUCUUUUUGGCCAUGCUAGGAACUAAAUCAGGGUCCCAUGUGGGCCACUGCUGUGCCGCUCAGCUACACCCCACUCUAGCUAGGAGCAUCCUUUCUGUUAAAAAAUGACUACACCAAACCUCUCUGAUUAACACAGGAAGAUAGGAAAAUAAAAUGUGUAAACUUUUCAGAAGACAGUAGAAUCUAAACAACCAACUUUAUCUCAUGGUCUAUUUUUGUGCCCUUCCUAGCCCAAAAGUCACACAUUUAAUAUCAAGGUAGGAGGUGGAUUGGAACUGAGCUCUGUCUAGCUCCAAAAUCUCUCUUCUAGGCAGAGAACACCAAGCUGACAGCAUGUUAUGUUCUCCAACAAAUGUGUGCUGGGUGAAACUAAGCACAGUAUAUUCUAGAAUGUGAUUUUUACAGAUGGCACCAAAAAAUUCAUUUUUUCCUCCUCAUGUUCAACGUGUUACACAGUCAGCUGUUAAAAUAAUAUAUAUUGAUUACAGGUUGUCUCGUGGUGCAAUACUGUGUUGCCUACAUUGUUCUCUUCUGAUCUGCUUUGUUAUGUCCUCUUUUGUCUUAAUCUCUUUAAAAUAAAAAAAUAUAUUUGAUCUUGA